GAAUUAAUGAAGCUUUACCGUUUGGAAACUCGUGGAUAUCAAGUAGCCUGAUUUAAACGACGCGUCUCCUUGUCAACCGACGCUCCUUUCAGAGCGCGACGCGUAACGUCACGUUCUGCAGAAGCUAUUAAAGUGAAUGAAGAUGGCGGAGGCCGCUGCUGCUGCUCCACGACAGCGGUUCUUCUGUCACUGCUGUAGAGGAGAAAUCAACCCCAAGCUGCCUGAAUAUGUUUGUCCCAGAUGUGAAUCUGGCUUCAUUGAAGAGGUGUCAGAGAACUCAAAUCUUCUUCGGAGUCAAGAUGGUGCUGCUGCUGCUGCUGCAGGUGAUGACAUGGCUUCACAGUUCGCAGAGCUUUGGCAGCUGCUCUUCAUGGAACAUUCAGCACUCCUCUCCGACCCCACCGUCACAGACUCGCUCCGCAGCCGCUCCGGGGUCGAGGCAGCAGUUGGUGAUCCUGCCCCUGGGACAGCGGGACCUGAAGCGUCCGUGGAGACGCUGUCAGACUGCGCAGAGCCUGCGCUCCUCCCUCAACGAAACAGCCAGCAGCGUAACUCUAGACUGGAUCAGGGACCGGCUGUGGAGGGGAUUGUCCAGCAGUUCCUGGCUGGUCUGUUUUCUAAUUCUGACAGUGCAGGUUCCCAAACCUCAUGGUCUAGCAUGCUGCACUCGAACCCUGGAGAUUAUGCUUGGGGACAAGGAGGUUUAGAUGUGGUCAUCACACAGUUGCUUGGUCAGUCUGAAAAUACUGGCCCCCCUCCUGCUGAGAAGGAGAUGAUCUCAUCUCUCCCCACCGUUAGCAUCUCCUCAGAACAGGCUGCAUGCCGGCUGGAAUGCCCUGUGUGUAGAGAGGAGUACUCUGAAGGAGAAUCUGUCCGACAGCUGCCCUGUCUGCAUUACUUUCACAGCAACUGUAUUGUACCCUGGCUACAACUGCAUGACACCUGCCCUGUCUGCCGGAAAAGUCUGGAUGGUGAAGACCGGGGUUUCCAGCUACAGAGAGGACCUCCACGGGCAAUUCAGUCAGCGACGAAUGUAGAGGAACGUAGCACAUUUGAGACUCUUUAGCCUCCUUUUCCUUCAUUGUUCUGAUCAAUCCAGGACAGAGAGAAGCACCACAGCCCUGUGCAUCAGUGCUUCAUAGAGCCCCUAAAAAGAGUGCCUUCUAUAUCAAAAGACAUUUUAAUUGAGGCUCUUUCAGUCAGUAUCUGUCUGUUUAGCAUUUAUAUCUGUUAAUUGUGUUUUUGCAAAGUACAGUUAUGCCCAAAAUCCUACCAAUGACGUUUACAGUCCAACCUGAACUUACAUAUUUCAACUGACACUGCACACAUGUGAUGCAUUUAAUCAAUUAAAAAAAUUCCAGUUUGGCUCAAACACAGUCUCUUAGGUGGGCCAGGACUGGAGCUCAGGAGUACUAAGAUAGAUGAUACAGAUGUCUCAGGGGAGACAGUUCAAGUUGCAUAUGCAUAUUUAAUGCCACGGCACACGUUUACCCUAUAGCUUCUUCAGAGCUCUAGUUUUAAUACCUCACAAUGAAGUGCACAGUUCACUUUCCCUUACCUGUCAAUGGAUGACAUCUGCUCUGCACAUGCCUUCACUCUUAUGAAGGUAUCAUAGGCAUGCUAAGAUUUAGAUAACUACUCAAGUUUUGCACUGUGAAACCUUUAGUCUGUUGUACUGUACGUUUUGGGUUGAUAGUUUGCACUGGUGUUUUCUGUUUGACGUUGCUAUUUUGUGGGUUCUUGUGGACAGAUAGAAAAAGAAUCAUAUUUAUUGUAUUCAAGUUAUGAAGCUGUUUUAGAUCUCUUCUUGAUCCUCUUGGUGCUUUUUUUUGGUGCUAAUCCUCAGGGAUCCUUGACUGCUCCAUAUUUUAAUAUUGAGACACGGUCCCACUCAUAAUUUCACUUUACAAUAUGGCCUUUUAACAUUUUGAGUGUCAUUUGGAAUUUUAUACCACAUUAUCACACAGAUAAAGGUAAAAUGUUUACGAGAAAAAAAGUGUUACAUUGAAUAACUAGAAAAAGGCACAUAUCUUUACCCAUAGGCCAACCUGUUACAUAUUGCACUCUCAAACAAAUAAAUAAAUAUUUGUUAAGACAAUUUUUCUGAGUUUUAGGCAUCAGAGUAUGUGAACUAUAUGGGGCUUUUGAUGAUGAUGAUAAAAAAACGAGUCAAAACUGUAAUUUCGGUUAACAUUUAUCUUUCGUAAUAUUUAAUUUCAAAAUGACCAAGUACUUUAUUUAAGCCUUGUGUAGGAUUAAACAAGUUAUUUUAUGAUUAAUUACUAUUUAUUCAGCCAGGGGGGAAACAAUUGAUCAAGUGACAGUAAAGAAAUUUAUAGUGUUACAAAAGAUUUCUAUUUCAAAUAAAUGUUGAUCUUUUGAACUUUCUAUUCUUCAAAGAAUCCUAGAAAAAUGUAUCAGUUUCCACAAAAUAAUAAAUCAC
Onychostoma macrolepis is the source of this 2443-nucleotide messenger RNA. It is a transcript of the gene rnf115b, whose product is annotated as ring finger protein 115b. Gene Ontology annotation, cellular component: cytoplasm; nucleoplasm. Gene Ontology annotation, biological process: positive regulation of DNA-templated transcription; protein ubiquitination; ubiquitin-dependent protein catabolic process. Gene Ontology annotation, molecular function: ubiquitin protein ligase activity. The record is from RefSeq and is a predicted model, not a curated record. The transcript has 9 exons. The coding region runs from base 137 to 1066 and encodes 309 amino acids. Lineage: Eukaryota; Metazoa; Chordata; Actinopteri; Cypriniformes; Cyprinidae.